Molecule: messenger RNA, 7007 nt
Organism: Thunnus maccoyii (southern bluefin tuna)
Lineage: Eukaryota; Metazoa; Chordata; Actinopteri; Scombriformes; Scombridae
Product: serine-rich adhesin for platelets-like
Exons: 9
Coding region: 1-4917 (1638 amino acids)
Biological process (GO): actin filament bundle assembly
Cellular component (GO): actin cytoskeleton; plasma membrane
Molecular function (GO): actin filament binding
Source: RefSeq, a predicted model, not a curated record
AUGGCGUGCAGGGUGAACGAAUCUGCUGAUAGAGGGUCUGCUAUUGAGGUGAUGAGCCUGAGGAGGACCCAGUCCCUGAAGAACCUUUCUGGGGUUCAGGAGAGGUCAUGGGUCAUGCCAGCUCCCACCCGCUGGGACAGGAAGUCUGUGUCUCAGCUGGUGCAACGUUACCAAAGCUGUGACGAUUUAAGGAGUUCUGAAAAGGCAGAGCAUAAACUCCAGGUGCCAGAAAGCUGUGUGGAGGCUCGAUGGAGGAGGCUGGAGAGCAAGGAGAAUGUGGCCCUGCAGGGAUCUUUUAGAAGCUUUGGCCUGUCGAGGAGUCGCUCCAUGGACGUCCUGCCUCAGAGGGAGGCUUCAGGCACCAGAGCGCUGUGUGCCCUGUUUGAGUCCAAGGCCACCUUGCAGCAGAGAUUCAACAGCAGCCCUCGGCUGAAUUCCACGUCUGCUCCGGGCAAGAAGACAGGAAGAGACUGCCCUCUGCAGGACUGGAGAAGUCAUAACACUCCUUUAAAGGACACAACCAUUCAGAGAACCGCCCAGCUGGAGGGAGAAAAGGCCACGAAUGGACUCCCCAAGUCUUAUGACAGACCAUCCAGAUACUCACACGAUGACAAAUAUAGUCCAUCACUGACUAAGGGGGGCACCCCAACAAGACAAGCCAGAGACAGGAUAUCUACUUCCUCCUCCAUUAGAGACAGAUCAGCUCUCUAUCUGUCAAGAGCAGCAGCUAUCGACUCCACAGGAGCCUCAACACAGCCAGAAUUCAUUGGUACUCCAGGAACGAGGACUAAAAACAGUAAGUUCCUGUCACCCGCCAAGGAAAUGUGUUCUGCCUGUUUGACACCUGUGUAUCCAAUGGAAAAAAUGGUGGCCAAUAAACUUAUCCUGCACAAGAACUGUUUCUGCUGUAAACACUGUAAGAAGAAGCUCAGCAUUCACAACUAUUCAUCUCUUUAUGGAGAGUUCUACUGCAUGUCUCACUACCAACAGCUUUUUAAAAGAAAAGGAAAUUAUGAUGAGGGAUUUGGACACCAGCAACAUAAAGACCGCUGGCUUCAGAAAAGUAAAGGAAUAGAUGAGCCAGAUCCCAUGUCCACUCCCAAAAUGACAAAAAGCAACAUAAACACCAGAGAGUCAUCUGCUGGUGUGUUUGUUACAAAGUCAUUUGCAAGAGAGAUGGUCAGUGGUGCUGACAUUAGGGGCAAACUGAAAGUGAGCUGGCCACCAGAGAAGAAGAGUACAGGGGUUAACCUGCCACAGCGGACAUAUGCACCUGCUCUGAAAAAUAAAAUACCUGACUUCGGCAAAGCAGCUACAAUCAGCAUGAGCUCUGCAGAGCAUCAGAAAAGUCCCAAAACUCAAUUGAAGAUCAGCCAGGGAGAAGAAAUGAAAGAUAAUGUGAAAAAACUAUCAAACACCUUCAUUUCAGGCGUCAAGGAACAAUCUAAGACAACAGAUUAUGACUUAGCUGAGAAGUUGCACACAGAAGAACCAAAACCUGGGUGUGAUCCAACCAAGGCUGGACAUUUCCAAGGCAGCAUCUCUCAAAAAGUGCCUAAUUUUUCUUCCCCCUUCUUAGAAAAGGGUAACACUGUCACAAGCAAAAAAACAGAGCAGACAAAUGUGGCACCCACCAUAAAAAAAAGCUAUAAUCCAACAUCUAACAGGCUGGAUGCUUAUUCAAAUAAAGCUAAGAAGUUUGUACGGUUUGCCCCAAAUGUUGAUGUUGCUCAGUAUGACCAGACGUCUCAACUGACCUCGAGAACCAAACACGAGGAGCUCAGUAAACCAUUUUCAGACCGCACUGAACUUAGCCAACUUGAUAAAUCAAAAGAGAUAAAAGAUAUCAAUGAACAAAAUAACUUUGAUCAUUUGUCAUCUGAGUUCAGCGAAGAACAGCAUGCAAGUGAGGUGAACCUUGAACCCCUUGAAUAUAAAUGCCACGGAGUGACAACCAAUAUAUUAAACACAGAGCAUGGUGUUAAGGUGGAGGGUAGUCAAAAGAUCCCACAGACCGGUGACAAAGAUAGUUUUACAGUUCUAAAUGGAGUUGUAGAGAAGGUUGAGGAAUCACUUCAUACCCAAAGUUUUACUAAAAUGACAAGUGACAAUUCAGCUCAAGAAGGUGUGACACAUCAAGAGCCAUCUGAGAAACUGGAUGUCAUUCCAAGAAACUCAGAAAAUGGAGGUGAUCCAGACAGUCCUGCAAAACAAAUGACCAAAGAGGAAGCCAGUCUUGAAAGCGAUGAAAAUAAGUUUGAAAAGCCCAACUCAGCAAAUGAGCAAGAAAAUUAUGGCAGUCAGAAGAAGGUUGUUGCAAAAACAAAUUCUUUCAAGGGUUCUGUAAAACAGGCUGAAAAGACAAAGGUCAAACUGGGAUCCUGGUCCAAAGGAAAGAGUCCUUUGUCAAAACUCUUUACAUCGAGUGGAAAUGAAAAAACAAACAAGGUUGAACCAAAAGAGGCCAAGAAACCAGAAGCCAAACCUAGUGGUGGACUCCUAGGAAGACUAUUUCAGUCAUCCUCAGAGAAGACUGAGGACACCACGAAAUCGACAGCACAUGGUAAAAGAAAUGACAACAUACAUGGUGGUGACAAGAGAACAGAGGAGGUAAAGGAGGCCAUUACAAAAGAGAAGCAAAAGGAAGGCGACACACUUCAAGUUCCACCUCUGGAACAAGAAUCUGGGGAAGAUAUGAAGGACAAGUCAGCUUCUUCUGACCCCAACACAUUGGAAAGUAACAAAGAUGAGGCUAUAAUCACAUAUACAGAACCAUCCAACCUGGACCAGACAUCAACUAGUGAAAUAGGUGAUGACCUGACAGGUCCAUCACAAACUGAUAUAAAUCCAACUGAUGAUCAGAGCAGGGAGACUAUAGGCCUGUCUGUCACUGAUCCUGGAAUAGCUGACUCUAAAGAUCCUCCUUCUACUGUGCAAUCAAAGAACCAAGUGUCUGAGGAGUCCGUCUGUCAGUCAAUAGCUGAGAAAAGUGUUGAUGCGAGUUUGAGCGACCCAUUUAAUGAUAGUAUUUUUGUAGACAGCAUCAGUUCUGUCUCUGUUGAACCACAAGUCAUUCAGAUAAAUACAGAUGAAUGUGUUCAAAAGCCAGAUAAAUUACUUGAUGCACCUGACCUAGGAGGAAGAAACCUUAAUGAUGGAGCACUUUUCGAUCUCAACCAAGAACCCCCACUAGAUUCCUCUGAUCUUUUUGGUCCAUCCGAAUCUCAGGAGAUUUUUGUGAACACCCCUGCAUUUUCAGCUACUGUUAGGGAUACAGCUUUGUCUGCUGAUGCUUCUGCUGAAAGUGUUGGCCUGCUUGACUCUAAACUUGGAUCAGUUGCUGAUGCUUCUGCUGAAAGUGUUAGCCUGCUCGACUCUAAACCUGGAUCAGUUGCUGAGGCUUCUGCCGAAAGUGUUAGCCUGCUCAACUCUAAACCUGGAUCAGUUGCAGAUGCUUCUGCUGGAAGUCUUAGCCCGCUCGACUCUAAACCUGGAUCAGUUGCUGAUGCCUCUGCUGAAAGUCUUAGCCUGCUUGACUCUCAACCUGGAACAGUUGCUGAUGCUUCUGCUGAAAGUCUCAGCCUGCUCGACUCUAAACCUGGAUCAGUUGCUGAUGCUUCUGCUGAAAGUGUUAGCCUGCUCGACGCUAAACCUGGAUCAGUUGCUGAUGCUUCUGCUGAAAGUCUUAGCCUGCUCGACUCUAAACCUGGAUCAGUUGCUGAUGCCUCUGCUGAAAGUCUCAGUCUGCUCGACUCUAAACCUGGAUCAGUUGCUGAUGCUUCUGCUGAAAGUCUUAGCCAGCUCGACACUCAACCUGGAUCAGUUGCUGAUGCUUCCACUGAAAGUGUUAGCCUGCUCGCCUCUCAACCUGGAUCAGUUGCUGAUACCUCUGCUGAAAGUCUCAGCCUGCUCGACUCUAAACCUGGAUCAGUUGCUGAUGCUUCUGCUGAAAGUCUUAGCCAGCUCGACACUCAACCUGGAUCAGUUGCUGAUGCUUCCGCUGAAAGUGUUAGCCUGCUCGCCUCUCAACCUGGAUCAGUUGCUGAUGCCUCUGCUGAAAGUCUCAGCCUGCUCGGCUCUAAACCUGGAUCAGUUGCUGAUGCUUCUGCUGAAAGUCUUAGCCAGCUCGACACUCAACCUGGAUCAGUUGCUGAUGCUUCUGCUGAAAGUGUUAGCCUGCUUGACUCUCAACCUGGAUCAGUUGCUGAUGCCUCUGCUGAAAGUGUUAGCCUGCUCGACGCUCAACCUGGAUCAGUUGCUGAUGCUUCUGCUGAAAGUGUUAGCCUGCUCGACCCUCCACCUGGAUCAGUUGCUGAGGCUUCUGCUGAAAGUCUUAGCUUGCUUGACUCUCAACCUGGAUCAGUCAAAAGUGAGGUGACACUUGGCAUGGCAGAUCAGCUGAUUGAUCCCAACUCAGCACCUGUCAACCAAAAUGAGAGUCAAGCUCCAAGUCCUUUCACUGCAAAUAGCCAGACAAAAGAGCAGGACACUGAUUUUGACAUAUUCAGCUCAAAUGGCAGUCUGUUCACUCCGUCACCUGCCGUUAGUGUGUCUGAUCAAGGAGGAGCUGAUGCUUCCACAAACCAGCUGUCCGCCUUUCCUGAUGAUAUCUUUGGAGUCAGCGAAAUCUCAAGCAGUGCAGAUGUUUUUACAGUGCUGCCGUGUACUCCAGCCACUCCUAAUUCACUGAAUGAUUUUCUUGGUUCAGAUACAAUUUCUACUGCUGCUCCUUCAGCUCAGGCAGAUCUUUUUGCUGUUGACAUCUUUGCAUCAGAACCACAGUUGCUACCACUGUCCGAGCCAAGUGAUGCAAAUUCCUUUGUGGGCAGUCUAUUAGUUUCUGAAAACAACAAUACUCAGCAGGCAGCAGAAAAUGCUGUCACAGACAGUAGCUGGAUGGAUGAUUUGCUCGGGUGAAAGCAGCACUGUGUUUCCAUUAUGUAAUACACAAUAUUGGAAAGUGCAAAAAUAAAGAAAGAAGUCCAUAGAUAUGACAAGCCACUAAACAUUUAAUGAGUUAACAAAAAUACAUUUAAUGCUUUAAUUUACCACUGCAUUGUAUUUAGAAAUAUGAAAAGUAUCAAAUUCAACCUAUGAGACUGGUGUGACUUCAAAUGUGUGCAGUAAAGACGUGUCUUUACAUUCAAGCUGCAAAAUCAACGUAUUUUAUGACAUGAACAUGAUUUUCUUUCAAAGUUAACACAGAAAAAGCAGGCAAUGUAACUUGCUGAAUACAUUUAAAGGGAUUUUGUGUGAAUAAAUUGGUAAUAAAUGAAACGAGGCAAGAAUAAGACUAACUGUAAAUUGUCAGUAAAAAACUGUAAAUAUGCUGAUACAAAAAUUCUUUCUCCUGAAUGAAUUGAUUAAUAGCUGUAACAAAAUUAAAACUUUAAGCAUUACAAAUUUGAAAUUUCUUUCUGUAAUUGGACUUUUUUUACUGACCCCUUGAAGUUUUGGCUCAUAAAACACUAUAAAUGCCAGGUAGCAUUUUGGUAACUGUAGUUCAAACAUUACUCCUGGGCAACCCUUUAUUUUCGGGGCCCUUAAAGCAACAAUUACACAUUUUGAGGAAUACACUUAUUUGUUUUCUUGUCAAGAGUGAGAUGGGAGAAUCAAUAACACACUUACAGUCUUUGUGCCAAACUGGCUGGUGGCUGUACAAUACCUUCAUAUUUACUGAAUUAAGUGUAUUUCUCUAAAUGUCAAACCAUUUCUUUAAUUUCCUGGAAAUUCUUCCAAAUAAUUUGUUGGUGUGUAACUGUAAAUUCAUCACUUCCUGGAAAAAUGCUAUUUAUGUAUGUUUGGUGCUAUAAGGGGGAAAUAGAGAAAUUGUUCAGUUGGAAAGUGCAUGCUCUUCGUACUUUCUUUUUUUCACCCUCUCAAGCUAUCAAACAAAGAAGUAAACUGACCAAUUUGUAAUAAAGUAAAAAAGAGAGUGAUGUCUUGUGAUAGGAUGCUGAUAUAUUGUGUUAGUUACUUUGGAAAUGGAUGUAAUUCUGUCUUAUCCACAACCUUUUUUUACCAACAUUCUUUUUAUUGUUCUCACAACAUAAAGAAAUAUCAAGUAAUACAGUUACAUACAUUGAACGAUCAUGUCAACCUCCCAUCCUCCACCCCCCACAUUAUUCCAGGUCUUGGAUGGGGGUCAGGAUAAUGCUUUAUAGUGCAUUACCUUGUGUAAAAAAGGAAGAAAAAAAGAAAUAUAUUUCUACAAUAUUAUUUACUGCAAAGAGCCACUGUUCACACGUCCCCAGGUUCUUCCAUCACACUUGACAAGUCUGUUCUUGAUACAUAGUAAAUGAAAGGGUCCCAGAUCUGCUGAAAAUUAAAAUUAUGUUGUUGAUGUUUUAUGGAAUAGGUAAUUUUCUCUAAAGGGAGAGUUAUGGAUAGCUCAGACAACCACCUGCUUAUACUUGGUCUCCUGGUGUUUUUCUAUGAGAAAGUUAUUACUCUUUUUGCCAUUAACACACUUAAGUCUACAAAUAUUCGUUGAUUCUUUUUAAGUUUCAAAUUAUCUGGAUGUAAACCUAAUAUAAACAGCUGUGGAAUUAAGGGUACUUGAAUCUGUAAAAUAUUUUGAGUACAUUGUUUCACUUCUUGCCAGAAUUUUUGUAUUUCUGUACAUUGCCAAGUACAAUGGAAAAAAGUACCUUUUUCCUUCUCACAUUUAAUACAAAUAUCAGGUAUAGCGCUGUUAUAUCUGUUUAGCUUUUCUGGAGUUAUAUAUGUUUGCAUCAACCAGUUAUAUUGUAGCAAUUUCAGGCAGGUGUCAGGAGUUCUCGAUUGUGCUUAAGUGCUUAUCCACAACCUUUAAAAGAAAGUUUGAUUUAUUUUAAUUGUAAACAUCAGCACAGAAAUGUUAUUCUUGAGUAAUUUUAAUGCUCAUUCUGUAGAAUUUUAUUGUCAAAAAAUGAUUUUAUCUUGUUUACAUGCAGUGUGCCAUACUGAGAAUAAAACUGUCUUAAAGAACAAGUCUAAAAACCAUAUUGUUCAUUACUGACAACAUC